AUGUCUGGAGCUAAUAUGGUUCCUUCUCUUGAUAAGAAGACAGAAAUUGCAUAUUAUGAUCCUUUUGAUGUUUUAAGUGAAAUACGUGAUACAUUUGUUAGUCAAUUUCCUCUUACCAAGCUUCAUUGGAAUCACCCUCUUCGUCCUCUUCGAACAAUAGAAAAAUUAGAUGUCGACCUAGUUGAAGAAACUGCUAAUUCUUUGGCAACACCCAAGCACCAAAUGCUGGGGUUAUCUCCAGAGCCAUAUUUGAAAAUUGCUUUUGUUAAAUGUGAAGAUAACGAUACUUAUCGUGGAACAAUCAGGAAAAUUAUCCGCGAGUGGUUUGAAAAAAAUGUAACAGGAGUGCGUGAUCCCACUGAGUGGCUAAUUGUUCAUUAUGUUCCUUCCGGUGGAAAAACAUCUUCCAGCACUCGUUUUAAAUAUGGUGUUUUUGACAAAAUAAAGAUUGAUUUUAACACUGAUUCUAAACAAGACCGCGUUCUUCAAAUCCGAAAAGAUUAUUCGACAGACCAAGCUAGAACUGAAGCAUGGAAAGAAUUAAUGACAAAAAUAAAGGAAGGUCUUCUUAGUUCUUUCAGCAAACGUGUUGACCUUUAUCAAAACGAAGUCAAUAAACUUGAAACAGAAAAACACGUCUUGGGAUGGAAUUUUGGGAAAUUUUUUAUAAUGAAGGAAGGAUUGGCGUUAGCAUUUGAGCGAAUGAAUCUAUUUGAAGAUGCUUUGUUACUUUACGACGAAUUAGAAGAGGCUUUCACUCAAAUUCAACAAUCGAAGGCAAUUACAUUUUUUUCUGACAUAGGGUUUGAAAAACUACCAGAGCCGCUACUAUCUCUUCAGAACAACACGACAAUGCGACAUUCUAUACUUUCUAACACUGUUUCUUUAUUUGAUUUUCAAUCUUAUCUUUUUUCACGACAAGCCUAUUUACUUUUGUGCAUUGCAAAGUCAGCCCCUUCACCUUCUAUUGGUUUUAUGAAAAUUGGGGAAUUGUUUUUAAGACUUAGAUCAUUUCUGGGGGAGAUGACAGGCCUACUUUUGUCUAAUAAAAAAAACCAAUAUUUAGUAGCUGAAUGGAUCUAUAAUGUGGCACAAGAGUUUCUUGCAUCAACAUCAUGGGUUGAAAGUUCGGUAGUCAGAGAAGUUGCUGAAGGCCGAGGUGAACUUAUUGUGAUUUUAAGAACUUCUUUAGAAACUAUUGCGGCUUCUGAAGGGUGGGUUAUUGAAGGUGUUUUGUCAGAUAUUUCAUUGGAAGACAAUUUUGUUAAGGAUAAAAAUUAUAAAAUUACAAAUGAAAUCAUGAAAAGCAAUCUUACGAGCUCUUCAAUAUUUUUUGAAGAAUACAGAAGUUUGACUCUACAAGCUUUAGCUGAAUUUAAAAUGACCGAUAAAGGAAGGAUUCAAACCCGAUUAACGGCACAGUUGGCUCUUCUGGAAUAUCAAUUAGGAAACUAUGAAUCUACAGCAAAACUUUUAAGGACAAUUCCCGAUAUAUUUCGAAGUGAAGGUUGGGAUCUUGUCUCAACUUCGCUGCUAAUGAUUUAUGUCAAUUGUUUAAAGCAUUUUGAUCAAAAAGAAGACAUGUUAAUACACUCUUUAGAGUUACUUUCUUGUCACCCAUAUUUGGCACCUGAAGACGUUAAAGAGAGAAUUGAUGUUGUUCAAUCAUUAGCUGAUUUAGUUUCUUGCUCUACUAGUCUUGACAAUUUUUUUACUACAACCAUAGACACUAAUGUCACAUCUGUUUCUGAUUCUGAUACCUAUAUCUUACGAGUCACUUUUUUAAACCCUUUAAAGUUUCCUUUUCCUAUUAAUAGUGCAACAAUAACCAUGAGAAACGUCAACGACUCAUCCGAUGUCCUUUCUUUUGAGGUUAAGGGUGCUAAUCCUAUUAUUCUUCAGCCUGGCAAUACUACUCUUAAAUUUGAAAAUAGGAGAUUUGAGCAAGUCAAGUUUAAAAUUACGGCGUUAUUUAUGAUUCGAGGAAAGCUUUCAUUUACUAAAAACUAUAGUGAUCAAGCACCUAUUUUACUUCAGCUAUACACCUCAAAGAAUAAUUUUCAUGCACGUUAUCAAGUUCCGGAAACAUCCAUGUUAACAGAACGGAGAAUUGGGAUAUUACUUGAACCCGGAAUCAAUGAUGUCAUUGGAGGUACUGUUGCUUUUAAAUCGAUAACACCUGGAUUAAAGCUUAUCCCUCAAAAAGCAAGAAAUGAAACUUAUAUUAGCAAUUUAACUACAGUAAAUGUUAGCGACAAUCGUUCAUCAGUUAUAUCGUUUACUAAUAUUGGAUCUGAUCAAAAAGCAAUGAUAUCGGUCCCUUAUGCCAUUGAUUUUGACGUAAUGAGCGUUAAAAUUCGAGCUAUAAUCAAUUAUAAAACAGAAAAAGGCGAGUUUCAGCAUAUUUUAGAGGAUGUCCUAGAUAUAUCACUAGCACUUUCUGUUAACGUUCAGGAUUUUUAUAAGGGAGACAAGCUUUUUUCGAAGUUUUUGAUUUCUUGCAACCACAUGGAAAAACCAGUUCGAAUUUUAGAAACAAAUUUAAAAUCAACCAAGAAUUUUACCACCAGCACCCCAUCAGGUACCAACAAACCAUGCAUUUCAUAUCCAAAUGGCCCGGUUUCAUACGUUUUUUGCAUUAAAAAGAAUCCAGACGCACCUGCAGUGGUUGAAAGUGUUCCAUUAGUUAUCAAACAUAGAUAUAUUAAAGAUGAGUGCAUUUUAGAUGUUGCAAAAGCACUUUCUAAAAUUAUAAGCGGAACGCAAUAUAGUCGCUAUGAAUUACUUCUAAAAAAAUCCUUACACAUGUUAUCUUUCGAUAUUAUGGCAUAUCUUAGAUCGGGAAAAGUCAUAAUUCCUGAGAAUUCGUGGAGUUAUAUAAGCACACUUGACACACUCAGUAUGCUAGGUUCUGCCGAAAAGACAGAACUAAUACAACUCUUGGAUAAAAACGUCAAUAAAUGUCUUCGGUCGUGCUCAUGUGAUCCAAAAAAUGAGAACUACUAUCAAUCAAUAACACGAAAUUUAAUAAUUCCAGUAUCUAUUCCUCAAGUUCACGUGGUACACAACAUAGAACUGCUGCUACCUUCCGAAGAUCAUUUUGUUGUUGGAAAAUCGGUUACUUGUGAUUUAAGCAUAGCAACUGUACAAAACUGGGCACCUUCACUGUCUAAAAAUUCUUUAAACGAACGCAUUAAGUUCAUUUAUGAUCUUGGAAUUUCUGAAAAUUGGGCAUUUUCCGGGAAAAAGAAAUCGUUCUUUGAAAUAAAUGGUGAAGGGAAUGAGCAAAACUUCAAGCUAACAUUGAUUCCGCUACGUACUGGAAAGUUGCUAUUUCCAAGAGUCGACGUUCAAAUGGUUCAAUCGACUUCGAAAGUUUCAUUUACCAUGGAAAUAAAUUAUAGAAACGAUUCUCAAUUUGCUGUAGUAGUUCCUGAGUUUAAAGAUAAGCUUACAUUGUCCUUUUAA
Molecule: messenger RNA, 3468 nt
Organism: Magnusiomyces paraingens
Lineage: Eukaryota; Fungi; Ascomycota; Dipodascomycetes; Dipodascales; Dipodascaceae
Exons: 2
Coding region: 1-3468 (1155 amino acids)
Biological process (GO): early endosome to Golgi transport; intra-Golgi vesicle-mediated transport
Cellular component (GO): TRAPPII protein complex
Source: RefSeq, a predicted model, not a curated record